Molecule: messenger RNA, 847 nt
Organism: Mollisia scopiformis
Lineage: Eukaryota; Fungi; Ascomycota; Leotiomycetes; Helotiales; Mollisiaceae
Product: RNA recognition domain-containing protein
Exons: 3
Coding region: 16-759 (247 amino acids)
Biological process (GO): mRNA splicing, via spliceosome
Cellular component (GO): U1 snRNP
Molecular function (GO): U1 snRNA binding
Source: RefSeq, a predicted model, not a curated record
CAACCGGUAGCCACGAUGUCUAGCCCUCCACCAAACGCAACGGUUUACGUUCGCAACCUCGAAGAGCGGAUCAAAGUCGAUCAGCUCAAGGAAGCCUUGACCGAGCUCUUUUCCGAGUAUGGAGAAAUCAUCGACAUCGUCGCGAAGACGAACUUGAAGGCUAAGGGACAAGCUUUCAUUGUGUUCGAUAGUGUUGAGAGUGCGCAGAAGGCCAUCGAUGAGGUACAAGGGUUUGAGCUCUUUGACAAGCCGAUGCAGUUGGCGUUUGCGAAGACGAGGAGUGAUGCGAGCGUGAAGCGUACCGGGGACGAACAUGAAUUUGAGACUCAUAAGAAGAGAAGAUUGGCGGAGAAAGACAAGAAGCUGGCUGCCGAGCAAGCAGAAGAACAGAAGCGUCUCAAGCGUGCUGCUCCACCUGGUGCCGUUGCAGAUGUUGCCCGACCGAUCAAGGCCACAAGAGGUGCUGGUCUCAAGUCUACGAACGCCGGUGCCGCGGCUGUUAUACCUGACGAGUAUCUCCCACCAAACAAGAUUCUAUUCGUGCAGAACCUGCCAGAGGAGUACGAUAUCGAUGCUUUGACUGCGAUAUUCGGACGAUUCGAGGGCUUCAGGGAAGUCAGAUUGGUGCCAGGACGAAGAGGGAUUGCUUUCAUUGAAUAUGAAAGUGAGGCUGGAGCUAUCACUGCAAAGGAGAACACAGCUGGAAUGGCACUGGGAGCUGAGAGCCAGAUUAUGAAGGUCACUUACCAGAGACAAUAAGUCGAAUGAGCUUGUAGGAUAGGGUGGGACAACUAAAAGCAGCCAAUUGUCAUUCAUCAAUGCUCCUUAGAAUAUGUGCCCUCUAAUA